AUGGCGGUGCUUCGUCGGUGGUGGGAUGGUGGGGUUUUGACGGGAGAAAAUAAAAUACAAUCGCCUGAUCUAAUGCGCAUACACCAGGAAAUCGCCUACUUCUCCUACGAUGAUCAACACAACUUCCACCUCGACGAGUCCUCUUUGCGCUAUUACUAUCCUCCGCGCUUACCGGUUGAUCUAAAUAAGGGCUUCGACACGUUCGAAAAGCUGGAUGACACCGGCGAUGAGCACCUAGAUGCGCUUCUGGAAACGAUAAUUGAUUUGGAGAAGAGGACGGGCGCGAAAUGCGAAGCGGAUCUCAUUACGUGGAGGGGGAUGAUGACGAAGUUGGCUGUCUUCACUAGGUUUGAGAUGAAUGCGACCUGUUAUCAGGGCUCAAUCCGUUUCCUCAUUCAGGAUUGCCCAAAUCGCUCCAGUUUCAUCGAGGAAAACAACGCAUAUAAGCUUGCCCAGAAGCAAUCACAGCAGAACCAGAAGAUGCCUCCUGGCGCUCCUUCACAGGACAUGAUGGCGUUUUGGGGUGCGCAACAUCUUACACUUUCUUUUGACAUUGCAUUCGAGUCCGGAUGGCAUCUUGAUCUGACCAACUCUGCGGCAUCCUUCCAGCCUUGGGAUGCUUCUCCUCGUGAAAAAAUCGAGGGUCGUGAAGACCAGGUUGUCAACAAUAAAGCACAAUAUUGCUCCAUCGUCCGGACGGGGAUCGGCGGCUGCAAGCUUGUUAUUGGUGGUGAAGUUGAUGCCGUAUGGGACAGUAAACCCGACAGAAAAGAAGAUCCCAUUAACUGGGUCGAGCUGAAAACUUCUGCUGAAAUCCGUAACGAUCGAGAUAUGUUUAAGUACGAACGCAAGUUGCUGAAGUUUUGGGCCCAAUCCUUUCUUCUCGGUGUGCCUAAAAUCAUCGUUGGUUUCCGCGACGAACACGGCAUACUGCGCCGGCUGGAAGAGAUGGUAACCCGUGAUAUACCAGGUCUAGUUGCCAGACAGGGCAAGGGCACUUGGGAUGGGAAUAUUUGCAUCAAUUUCACAGCGAAGUUUUUAGAAUGGCUCAAACUCGUCAUUAAAGACGAGGGACUAUGGAGGAUCCGCAGACAGGAGAGAUCUUCUGUUAUUGAGGUCUUCAAGUUGGAGGAUUCGGGACAUGGGGGAAUUCUUUCCCAAGCCUUUGUUGACUGGCGGUCUUCGAAAUGA
This is a messenger RNA of Histoplasma mississippiense, 1191 nucleotides long. RefSeq lists its product as hypothetical. The transcript has 8 exons. Lineage: Eukaryota; Fungi; Ascomycota; Eurotiomycetes; Onygenales; Ajellomycetaceae. Gene Ontology annotation, molecular function: mRNA 5'-diphosphatase activity. Gene Ontology annotation, biological process: nuclear-transcribed mRNA catabolic process; NAD-cap decapping. Gene Ontology annotation, cellular component: nucleus; cytosol. The record is from RefSeq and is a predicted model, not a curated record. Bases 1 to 1191 code for a protein of 396 amino acids.